AUGGACGCCGACCAAUUCCGGCAGGCUGCCCAAUCAGCCAUUGAAGAAAUUAUCGAACACUUCAACACUCUUCCCUCCCGCCGUGUCCUCCCAAACAUAGAACCUGGAUAUCUUCGCCCGCUCCUCCCUCAAUCCCCUCCCAAAAGCCCGGAAUCAUGGGACCAAAUACAACAGGACAUCGAAUCCAAAAUCAAGCCUGGCCUGACGCACUGGCAAUCCCCCCAUUUUAUGGCCUUCUUCCCUGCGCUCACGACGUACCCUAGUAUUUUAGCCGAAAUAUACUCUGCGGCGUUUAGCGCACCGGCGUUCAACUGGCUAUGCUCUCCUGCCUGCACGGAGCUGGAGAUUGUCGUGCUGGACUGGGUCGCACAGGCUAUUGGAUUGCCGGAAUGUUUCCACAGCACGGGGCCGACAAGAGGCGGUGGUGUGAUUCAGGGUAGCGCGAGUGAGGCUGUCGUCACGGUCAUGGUCGCCGCGAGAGAGCGGAUGCUUCGCGAUCUCGCGACGGCCGAAGGUCUAAAGGAAGACACGCCAGAAUGGGAGGACAGAGUUAUGGUCCUCCGUGGCAAGCUCGUCGCAAUCGGCAGCGACCAAGCGCACAGCUGCACCGCCAAAGGCGCCCGGAUCGUUGGAACCCGCUACCGUACUGUUCCCACAGCCCUAGAGGACAAUUUUGACAUGACCGGAGAAUCAGUCCGCAAAGUCCUCGAAGAGUGUGAAGCCGCUGGCCUGAUUCCUUACUACAUCACCACCACCAUGGGCACAACAAGCACAUGCGCAACAGAUCGAUUUGCUGAAAUCAAAGCCGUCCUCGCAUCCCGACCUUCGUGGCAGAAGAUAUGGGUGCACAUUGACGCAGCGUACGCCGGAGCAGCGCUCAUCACCCCCGAAUACCAACCCAUCGCGCGCGAAUGGAGCACCGGGAUCGACAGCUUCAACUUCAACAUGCACAAAUGGCUCUUGGUCAAUUUCGACGCUAGCUGCCUCUUCGUCCGCAAUCGGACGGAUCUCACAUCCGCCAUGGACAUCACGCCCGCUUACCUACGCAACCCGUACUCUGACCGCCCGGAUACCGUGGACUUCCGGAACUGGCAGAUCCCGCUGGGUCGACGAUUCCGUGCCCUCAAGAUUUGGUUUGUGAUGCGUGCGUAUGGCUUGUCAGGGAUGAAAGCGUUUAUCUACAAGGGCUUGCAUCACGGUGACGUGUUUGUGGAAUUGUUCGGCGGCAGGAAAGAUUUGUUCACCGUCGUCACGCCGCCCGCGUUUGGGCUGACUGUCUUCCGUAUCUCUGAUGAGGCGGCUGCCGCGGCUGGGAGUGCGAGCGGUGCGCUUACGCGUCAGGUUUAUGAGAAGAUCAAUGCAGAUGGUGAUAUAUUCAUCACGUCCUCCGUUGUUGGUGGAAUAUAUGUGAUGCGGGUACUGAGCGGAUCAUGGCUCUCGGAGGAGAAGUACGUUCGUAACGCAUUUGAGAUUAUCCUGAAAACAACAGAGGAGGUACUGUCAGGGAAGCCAAACGGAGCGGAAGGGCCAAAGAAUUGA
Uncinocarpus reesii 1704 is the source of this 1539-nucleotide messenger RNA. RefSeq lists its product as uncharacterized. The record is from RefSeq and is a predicted model, not a curated record. Bases 1 to 1539 code for a protein of 512 amino acids. The transcript has 2 exons. Lineage: Eukaryota; Fungi; Ascomycota; Eurotiomycetes; Onygenales; Onygenaceae. Gene Ontology annotation, molecular function: carboxy-lyase activity; pyridoxal phosphate binding. Gene Ontology annotation, biological process: amino acid metabolic process.